AUAAAUUCAUCACAUAUUAAUCAUCUAUAAUGGCUGAUAAUAAUGAAGGUCCAUUGAUACCUCAGCAUACACAGAGGGCUGUGUUUGUACUGGCGAACCUGUUUCUCUACAGUGUUGCUAUGUUUACAUUGCCAUUUGUUGCAUUUUUUGGUGUCAGACACAUAUUAAGUGAAUAUUAUCCAGUUAAUGCCUAUGUAGUGACAGUGUGGUCAGUUGUGGCUGCAGUGCUUGUUGUGAAUUUAAUAAUAUGUGUUUACGCAUAUAAAGCUUACCAUGAGAAGGAGUAUGAUGAACAUGGAAAUGAAAUUGAUCAACAUUCAUACACACCCCUCCCUACAUCUGAUAGUUCAAAGAGUGAUUUGAAUGUAAAACAAGACUAAUACAUAAAAUGCUUGGUUUACACACAUUCCAUUUAUGUUACUAAUGUAAUAUAACUACAAUAAUUUUAAAAUAUGAUUAUCAAUAACGAACUGCUCUUCUACACACAUGUUUGAUUCCAUAUUGUUUAAAUUAUAGACAGAGAAAUAAAAUUAAAACUGUAAA
This is a messenger RNA of Galleria mellonella (greater wax moth), 543 nucleotides long. RefSeq lists its product as uncharacterized. NCBI's taxonomy places the organism in Eukaryota, Metazoa, Arthropoda, Insecta, Lepidoptera, Pyralidae. The record is from RefSeq and is a predicted model, not a curated record. Gene Ontology annotation, cellular component: endoplasmic reticulum membrane. Gene Ontology annotation, biological process: vacuolar proton-transporting V-type ATPase complex assembly. The coding region runs from base 30 to 380 and encodes 116 amino acids. The transcript has a single exon.